Molecule: messenger RNA, 2931 nt
Organism: Suillus clintonianus
Lineage: Eukaryota; Fungi; Basidiomycota; Agaricomycetes; Boletales; Suillaceae
Exons: 5
Coding region: 1-2931 (976 amino acids)
Source: RefSeq, a predicted model, not a curated record
AUGGCAGAACCAGACCCGGGUUCUGCUCUGUCUACAAGCUUCAGUCAUACAACAACUCCUAACCACAACACUUCACCCCUUCCUCGCAUCCGCUUUCCAGACCAGUUCCUUGCCGCAUCAUCUCAUGGAGAGUCAUCACGUUCAUCCAUGGGGUCUCCUGGUCUUCCUACCACACCAAUAACGCCAGACGCGAAAGAUCCAGGUGAUAGAAAAGGUCAUCUUGUUUCCAAGGACGUCACUCCUGGGAUCCUCCCUGAGAUAUCUCCCUCGAAGAGAUUUUCAUCUCGCAGCGCUGAGUUGCGACGUAGGUCCAAGAGAAUGAGUCAAAGUAAAGGCUUGUCUGCUCUCAAAGACCCUUUUGUCGCUGAGUUCGAACCAUCGGCUUUCUCAGACGAAUAUGACUUGUACCCCAAGAUUCUUCAAGAUGUUCAGCGAGCUUUAGAACUGCAAUCUCGAAGGCGAGAUCGCAAGUCAUUCACCCCGUCGCAGCCAACUGUAAUAGAAGGUCAAACUCUUGCCGAGCUGAGGCAGGAUACAUCUUUCCAACACUCUCCUCCAACAUCUCCGCAAACUUUCACUCAUCCUCAUACUCCUUUGGACAUUGAUUUUAGCCCGUCUGUCCAGGCAGUUCCCCUUCACCCUGUCCCAGUUUCUUCGAAUGGCGGUGCUACUUUGGACUGGACUGGGUCCCAGUCUGACGAAGAGAGAUUCGAAAAACGCUGGACUUUGAGCAAACGUAAAGGCAAAGACAGAGCCUCGUCUUCAAACAAAGCCGUAUUGGAAAAGCAAGAUACUCUUUUUGCGGAUAGGAUUUCUAGGAUUAGAUCCAAAGCGAAACAGCCCACAUUCCGCAAGGCGGCUAUUGUUAGCGACCAAUUAGGACGGAGGUAUAGCCUUGUUUAUAAUUCCCUUUCGAACGAGGACCCCAUCAACCUUGCGAAGGCCGCGCGGUGGUACGCUGGCUCUGAUCCGGGCGCGCAAGCCUGGCUAGAUAGCGCUGAACCACUCACUUGGCUCAAACACCUUUUAGACAAACAUGGGGGCAGACGAUCGAAACGGCAUUUGUCGGCGUUGAUCGUGGAAGAAUAUAUCAAAUCCGAUAGGAUAGAUUCUAGUCUCGCUUUCUCUCGUGACGAUUCUACCUCUGCUCGUGGAGGAUCACUCCCUUCAGAUGUGUCACUAAGCAUUCCUUCAUAUCCAUUUCAUCCAAUCAGAUCCUCCCCCUCACUACAUCAUUCUUUGGGAGAUUCACUCAGAAGAAUACGCUCCUCAGAUGGCCAAAUAUCAUUUGAGCCCAGAAUUGACUCUACACGCAGCUCGAUAGACGGCGACUACAAGAGCGGUGAUGAAAAGAAUCGAGGGUUGCGCCAUGUUUUACCGGCUCUCGUUGAUGCUGCCCACAGUAUCACAUCUACUACAUCCCCCUACCGUCGUCAGAGUUCUCCAGGCGGACUUUCGCCAACUAGCAGUCGGCAUUUUCCAUUUGCUCAACGGAUACGACGUCGGCAGGUGGAGAGUGAUGAAGGAUCUUCCUCUGUCAUUCACUCACAGUCAGACGACUACAGUGGGUCGCUCACUGGCAUUAGUGGUCAUCGUCGCAAGAGGCGCGAUCGGAGGCAGCCUCAUGCACCUUCAUCAUAUCUACAGUCACCCCGUGAGUCGGGGACAGAGACCAAUGCUCCCGGCGAGACGUCGGAUGUACAUGAGGCGACUUCUGCACCUGUGGAGGAUCCUUUGCCCUCUGAGCUGGCAUCAGAACAUGGGGUUGAGCCGCUUCCUAACAAGCUUGAAUCUGAGGUUUCUGCUACUCCACCACGAGUAAUUCCACGUCAGAGACUGAUCCACCGGAUGUCUCUCCCUGUCCCCGACGUAGCCAAGAGAGAACAACAAAAGCAGCGAGAAGAAGCUGGGGAGGAAGAACUAGAGCAUGAAUAUGAGAUGAAGUCGCAGAUGCUAGAUGACCUUAAGGCGCAGAACCAUCGGGUGCGCCAGAAAUUACAAAGGAUCGCUGCAGAGGUCCGGGAAUACGACAACCUACAGGCAAAGCUGGCCAAUACACAUGGUAUUCCCCGUCGCGGCCUGCCUCCAGAACUUCUAGAAGCUUUUAACCAGGAUCCUUCGUCUGUCACUGGCGGGACCCGGGAACGGAAAGGGUGGAGGGCCGUUGAGGACGUACAUAAUCGCAUUCUUCGGCAACAACAGAUUUUCAAGAUGUACCUUUCCGUUGCCGACAAAGAAGUUGUGCCAGAUAGCUUGCUCGAUGAGCCUAUAUCGUCGCUUAUGGACACACUGAGUGAACUAGGACAUAAGAGGGAGGCCCUGGCGCACAAGCAGUUGGAGGUGGCUAGCGCUCUGGCUAAAGUCAAGAGUCUGCACACCCAAGUCAAGAAGGAGUACAACAAUGCCCUCUCGCGCACCUCACUUGCAUACCCAGAGCUGUCUCAAAUCAUCGCACUAGAGGAAAGCUACAAGGAUCAAUACCAACAUAUCUGGGAAUUCGGAAUGGACGCUUUAACGUUUAUCCUCGAUAAUGUCGCACCGGUUUGGAGAAAUUACGGGAGAACCAUCGGCGAAGAUAUCACAGAAUUCCUCAUCAUACCCUGGUACCGGAACGAGUUCACGGGAGAGCCGAAGCGGUACGAUAUCGCUUCGUUUCCUCGCCGCUCCAUCCGUCACUGGUUUGCAUUAUUCUUCCUCUUUUUGUUCACACUGGUCAUCACCUAUCUACAAAUGCGCGCAGCCAUCUUUUGCACAUUCAUGUACAGGCAUCCUUGGAUCGACAAUUCGGGGUUUCGAUGGUUGAUCAUGCCGUGCAUAUGGAUCGCUUUCAUCAUUCAUUGGUCUGCAGUUUUCUUCGAGGUUUGCAUUGUUUUUCUGCAGCUUAAAGUCGUUGGUUGGUGGUUGGGUUGGUCAAUGGGGCUCCUCACCUGA